Messenger RNA from Silurus meridionalis, 1124 nucleotides. RefSeq names its product SPEG neighbor protein-like. The record is from RefSeq and is a predicted model, not a curated record. The transcript has 5 exons. Gene Ontology annotation, molecular function: protein binding. The coding region runs from base 391 to 1086 and encodes 231 amino acids. Lineage: Eukaryota; Metazoa; Chordata; Actinopteri; Siluriformes; Siluridae.
GUAAAUGGUCUCAAACCGAGCCUCCUGGUGCCCACCUGUGUAGAAGCCCUCAUCCGGGAGGACUCGUGUUUCACAUCUACUACUCAUGCAUUCUUAGUCACAGCCCAUGCUGCAUUCUGAGUAGCCUCUUGGGUCUUUCAGCCAUUGGUUCACUAUACAAGGCCUGGCUGGCUACUCUGGGACACUUGCUGAACAUCUUUAAUGGACCUCAGCAAGUCUGGGAGUCUCCAGGCAAAGAUCUAAAGAAGGAGAAAUGCUGGGUGGCAUCUGUAGACCUCUUACAAUUAAGACUUCAUUCGAUCAGACUUGUCCCAUUGGAGGUGUGUAUAUAAAGCCAGGUUGAGGGCUACAGUCUGUGAGUAUCGUGACUGAGAUAUUCAGGAACCUGGGAUGUCCAAAGUCAAGGCUGCACCCCCACCAGGGUGCAUAAUUAACAUCAACGACCCUCAAGUUCAAGAGGCAGCUAUACGCAUCCAGGCUUCAUAUCGGGGCCAUCGGUCAAGAAAAGAGCUACGUGAGAAAGGGCCACCAACAUUUCUGCAGGAGCUAAAAGACGUGCUCCUGGUGGAAGGAAGUGCCGCAAAGUUGGAGUGCCGAGUCAGUGCUUUCCCUGACCCCUUCAUCGUCUGGUCAAAAGACGGCAAAGAGCUUAAAGAUGGACCUAAGUACCGCUACGUGUUUGAGGAAACUGAUGUUGUGGCACUAGUGGUGCGUGAUGGAGAGUUAGCAGAUCUGGGCAGAUACACUGUUACCAUUAAAAACCCCUUUGGUCAGACAUCCGGCUCUGCUUGCAUCAUAGUGGAGGUCCCAGCUAAGGUGACCAAGGGACCAGACAGUGUGAAAGGCAGGAGAGGGACCACUGUUGUGCUGAAGGCGGAGAUCAGUGGGGAACCGCCCCCUGAUGUCGGCUGGCUCAAGGAUGGAGAAGAUAUAGAGGAAGAUGACAGGGUGUUUUUUGACGUAGGUGACACUGACACCAUUCUCACGAUCAAAAGUGCACGGGCAUCAGAUUCAGGAAAGUAUGAGGUGUUCGUGGAGAAUAACUUGGGAACGGAUCAGUCCUUUGCUCGAGUGGACAUUAUGUGAGAAACUCACACUGUUACACCAAACUGCAAGGUUCUUUG